AUGGAACCAAUUAAACAUACUUUAAACGAAGCAGGAAAACUAGUACAACAAGCUGCACAUAGUGUAGCUGAAGUUUUUCAUACUGCUGAAACUACAACGGACAAUGAUGGGAAUAAAGAAAAGCAUGCAAACGCUCAAAAAAGUGAUAUAAAAAUAUCUCGCGCCUAUGAAGAUAAGCCACAAGAAAGUGAUGCAAAAGUAUUAGCAACAUCAUGGCCAGAUUUAAAAGGUAAAACACGUCAAGAAGCAGAAGAAUUGAUUAAAGCAAAAGGCUUCUCGAAUGUAAAAAUCUUGAAAAAAGGCACUUCGUCAACAACUGAACAUGAUGAGUCACGUGUAAUUUUAUUUGUUGAUGAUAAUGAUAUUGUUGUUGAAGAACCUAAAGUUGGUUAA
Molecule: messenger RNA, 393 nt
Organism: Rotaria socialis
Lineage: Eukaryota; Metazoa; Rotifera; Eurotatoria; Philodinida; Philodinidae
Source: the annotation of a GenBank genome assembly